Messenger RNA from Chaetura pelagica (chimney swift), 1020 nucleotides. RefSeq names its product cytohesin 1 (gene CYTH1). The record is from RefSeq and is a predicted model, not a curated record. Lineage: Eukaryota; Metazoa; Chordata; Aves; Apodiformes; Apodidae. Gene Ontology annotation, molecular function: guanyl-nucleotide exchange factor activity. Gene Ontology annotation, biological process: regulation of ARF protein signal transduction. The transcript is spliced from 11 exons. The coding region runs from base 1 to 1020 and encodes 339 amino acids.
AUGCAGAGGAACAAGCAGGUGGCGAUGGGCAGGAAGAAGUUCAACAUGGAUCCCAAGAAGGGCAUCCAGUUCCUGAUCGAAAAUGACCUGCUGAAGAACACCUGUGAGGAUAUUGCUCAGUUCCUGUACAAGGGAGAGGGCCUCAACAAGACGGCCAUCGGGGACUACCUGGGCGAGAGGGAUGAGUUCAACAUCCAAGUCCUGCAUGCCUUCGUGGAGCUGCACGAGUUCACUGACCUCAACCUCGUGCAGGCCCUGCGGCAGUUCCUGUGGAGCUUCCGGCUGCCCGGGGAGGCGCAGAAGAUCGACCGGAUGAUGGAGGCGUUUGCCCAGCGGUACUGCCAGUGCAACCCUGGCGUCUUCCAGUCCACAGACACCUGCUAUGUGCUGUCCUUUGCUAUCAUCAUGCUGAACACCAGCCUGCACAACCCCAACGUCAAAGACAAACCCACGGCAGAGCGCUUCAUCGCCAUGAACCGUGGCAUCAACGAUGGGGGGGACCUACCUGAGGAGCUGCUCCGGAAUCUCUAUGAGAGCAUCAAGAACGAACCCUUUAAAAUCCCAGAGGAUGAUGGCAAUGACCUGACCCACACGUUCUUCAACCCUGACCGGGAGGGCUGGCUCCUGAAGCUAGGAGGAGGCAGGGUGAAGACGUGGAAGCGGCGCUGGUUCAUCCUGACUGACAACUGCCUUUAUUACUUUGAGUACACAACGGAUAAAGAGCCCCGUGGCAUCAUCCCCCUGGAGAAUCUGAGCAUCCGUGAGGUGGAGGACUCCAAGAAGCCUAACUGCUUUGAGCUCUACAUCCCCGACAACAAGGACCAGGUGAUCAAGGCCUGCAAGACGGAGGCGGAUGGGCGGGUGGUGGAGGGGAACCACACGGUGUACCGCAUCUCAGCCCCCACGCCCGAGGAGAAGGAGGAGUGGAUCAAGUGCAUCAAGGCAGCCAUCAGCCGGGACCCUUUCUACGAGAUGCUGGCCGCCCGGAAGAAGAAGGUGUCCUCCACCAAGAGACAUUAA